Molecule: messenger RNA, 2696 nt
Organism: Patella vulgata (common limpet)
Lineage: Eukaryota; Metazoa; Mollusca; Gastropoda; Patellidae
Product: alpha-(1,3)-fucosyltransferase C
Exons: 2
Coding region: 514-1752 (412 amino acids)
Cellular component (GO): membrane
Molecular function (GO): alpha-(1->3)-fucosyltransferase activity
Source: RefSeq, a predicted model, not a curated record
AUGGCGGUAAUUGUUUCAUGUCAAGUUAUAUAAUCUAAUACUGUCGAACAAUCCAGAGAGAUUAUCAGUAAGCCAGUUGCAAGACAUUGAAUAAUGGAUUGCUUGUUAAUUAGUAUAUGGGACCCUUGACAAGAGAAUUGCGUAAUUAUUGAGGUCAUUCUCGCAUUGUUUGUCGCUAUGUGGUGUUAAUGAUUUGAUGUUAACAGAUUGGUUGUUAUGAUAUAGUGUUCUCGACGUUUACCUCGAGGGUUAUCAAUUUAUAAACUACCUGACAGCUACGACAAAAUACAUGAUCAUUGUGAAAAGAGUGACAAUAGAAACGGAUGCCGAGUCCGGUCUAGAAAUACUAGUAGCUAAAGUAAAUCAACUUGGGGUCAGUGUAAAAGCAGUUAUAUGUCGACACCGACCCAUCUCCAGUUGUGAGUAACAAGGUAUGAACGAGCCAGUUAUGCCUAUAUGGUGUCAGUAAUAUAUUUUAUUGCCUGGAAUAUUUGAAAAAGAAAAAAACACAUUAUGCCAUACGUGGAUCUGAAACCCCCAAAACGGCGCAGCAUUUCAAAUAGUGUAUACAAGAGAGUGAUUACAUUUUUUGUAGUGGUUGUAAUAGCAUCAGUUUUUAUAAUGUAUGGAGGUGUGAAGUCAUCAGUCAUUCAUGUAAACAUUAGCACUGAGGACAAAGAUCUACAUACAUAUAUAGAUGGUAGAUUAACAUCAGAAUAUGAAAUUGAAACUACCUAUAAAGAUCCUAAAAUUAUAUUAUGGUAUGUUCCACCUAGAUAUGUUAAUAAUACACCAAAUCUACAACCUUUAAAGGCGUGUCCAGAGAGAAGCUGUUUUACCACAACAAAUAAAAAGUAUAUGAAAGAAGCUGCAGCUGUUUUGUUCAAUGCUCAGAUUAUGCAAAUACCCAAACCGAUGUCAAGACCAGACCCUAAACAAAUAUGGAUACUUCAUGAUACAGAGCCCGAGAAACCCGACUGGAGUCACAGUGUAGCUUUUAGAAAACCAGAAUGGCGGGAUUUAUUCAACUGGACCAUGUUUUAUAGGGAGGAUUCUGAUAUUUUCGCGCCUUACGGCAUUGUGAGAAAGAAAACACCGUCUGAGUUGUUUAAUAGAGAUUUAGAUUCGCUUGUUAAAUCAAAAACUAAAAAUGUGGCUUGGAUGGUCAGUCAUUGCACCACACAUGGUAAAAGAGAUGAAUAUGUUAGGCUACUUCAGAAAUAUAUCGACAUCGAUAUCUACGGUAACUGCGGUUCUUUACAGUGGCCAAGAAACCGGGACAAGGAAUUUAUGCACAUGCUAAAUUCAACAUAUAAAUUUUAUCUAGCUUUUGAAAAUUCAUUUUGUGAGGAUUAUAUAUCAGAAAAAUUAUAUCGUUAUUAUAAAGCCGACUAUAUUUUAGUGGUUCGAGGUGGGGGCAAUUAUACAAAAUAUAUUCCUGCUGGAACAUUUAUAGACACCAGAGAUUUUAAAACUAUCAAGGAUUUAGCUGAUCAUCUACACAAUCUCAGUACAAAUCACGAGGCUUAUAUGAAAAUAUUAAGAAAAAAAGAUUUGUAUAUAAGCGUGACCGAACCACUGAAAACAGUAGCAGGCAACAGUGUUAUUUAUACCCACUACCAAUACGAGACAGCAUCGCUUUGCGAAGUUUGUUAUAGACUCAAUAAUUUACAAAAAUAUACAAAAACAAUUGAAAGAAUUGACAAAUGGUUUGAUAAAAAGUUGUGCUAUCCGCCAACUGAUCUCAAGUGACCUUGUAUAUUGUAUAUAUACUUUAAAGGAUUGUAUGUCAGAAUUUAUCUGGACGUAUUUUUUUAUUUAUAUAUAUAUAUAUUUAUUUAAAACUGCUUUUUUAUCAGGAAUUCGAUGAAUAUAUUUUAGUCCCAAUAGAGGUACCAGCUGAAAGAUGCAUUGCGUUAGGUAAAAAAAAAACCCAGAGAAACGCAGCAGUGAUUAAGCUAUGUCUGAGUUAAAUUUACCGACGGAACGAGAGAGGGAGAUAGAUAAAUAGGAGUGUCCACUCAACACAAACUAGGUAAUUUCGGGACUAACAUAUGGUUCAAUUUUAUUUCAAUAUUUCGCUUGCGCAUAGAGAUCUUUACCAGUGAGGGGAAACCGGAGGACCCGGAGAAAACCCACGAGGUUGGACAGGCGACCCUACUCCUUGUCUGAUUUCAAUAUAUAUAGUCUUAUAUUGUGUUGAAAAGUUAUACCCACAAAGUUGUGUUCUUUUUGGAUUGCAUUAACAGAAGUUCUGUGUUUACAUUGUCGUUUUUCCUGUUCGCAUAUUGCUUGUGGGCUCUUCUCUGGAGUCUUAAAGUUCUCACCUGGUUGACUUGAAAUUUCCAAAAAGAAAAGCUUAAGUUCAUGGAGACGUAGCUGUUUAUUUCUGAUAAUUACUUACAUAUCUAUUGCCAUUGAUCAAUUUAUACAUAUAGUGCUUAAAUUCAUUGGGCAAAAAAGCCUAUAUUCCAUAAUUGUUGUUGGAUUUUUGGCCCUUGAUCAACUUUAGAAAUCUUUACAAACAUAUAACCGCUUUGACGUGAGACGAUGUUGGAGGCUCUAGAUGAUAAUUAUUAAAGCUAUUUUAAAUGUAUACACAGUGUUUAUGGUCAUUUAAUUGGAGUUAUUGGCCUUGUCACAAAUUUCUGAUUGAUACUGUAUUUAUUAUCCGAUUUAUUUGACAUUUGUACACA